UCGAUCAUUAUACAGAAAAACUCUACAGUUAUAAAUAGGAUGCAUGGAGUAGAAGGAUGAAUGGAGUUUGCCACUCGAAAUUACAAGUUGUUUCUUCCCCUAACUCCAAAACAAGUUGUUUCUAAAGCAUAUGAUCACCAUCGCACUGAUGUUUCCUUCAAAACACGCGCUUUCAACGUUUUUUUGGUUGUCGGUGACUGCGUUUUAGUCGGUUUACAGCCUAUACUUGUAUAUAUGUCAAAAGUUGAUGGCAAAUUUGAGUUCAGUCCCAUUAGUGUUAAUUUCUUGACUGAGUUGGCAAAAGUUGUAUUUGCACUAGUAAUGCUAUGCUUUCAGGCUCGAAGCCAGAAGGCUGGCGAGAAGUCUCUUCUCUCUUUCUCCACAUUGUUCCAGGCUGCUCGGAACAAUGUGCUUCUGGCUGUUCCAGCUCUGCUUUAUGCUAUUAACAACUACCUGAAGUUUAUCAUGCAGUUAUAUUUUAACCCUGCUACUGUAAAGAUGCUGAGUAACUUGAAGGUUUUGGUAAUUGCAAUCUUGUUAAAGAUGAUUAUGAAACGUCGUUUUUCCAUAAUUCAGUGGGAGGCUCUUGCACUAUUGCUUAUUGGCAUCAGUGUGAAUCAGCUGCGCUCUCUGCCAGAAGGUACAACAGCUUUGGGUCUUACAGUGACAACAGGGGCAUAUUUGUAUACCUUGAUUUUCGUCACUGUUCCUUCACUGGCUUCUGUCUACAAUGAAUAUGCUUUGAAGAGCCAAUUCGAGACCAGCAUUUAUCUUCAGAAUUUGUUUUUGUACGGAUAUGGUGCAAUCUUCAACUUCCUAGGCAUACUUGGAACUGCCAUUUACAAAGGACCCGACAGUUUCGAUAUCUUACGGGGACACUCACGAGCAACAAUGUUUUUAAUAUGCAAUAAUGCAGCUCAGGGAAUCCUGUCUUCGUUUUUCUUCAAGUAUGCAGAUACAAUUCUGAAGAAAUAUUCAUCAACUGUUGCCACUAUUUUCACUGGAAUAGCAUCUGCUGUUCUGUUUGGGCAUCCCCUUACUAUGAACUUUAUCUUAGGAAUCUCCAUUGUGUUUAUCUCGAUGCAUCAGUUCUUUUCACCUCUUGCAAAGGUCAGGGAUGAGACACAAAACAGCAGUCUGGAAAUGAAUUCUCAAAAAAACUACAGGUCAAAGGAUGGAUCCGUCAUAAAUAUGGCGGCUGGGGCAAAUGAAGAUGCUAGCCAUCGCGUAGGACCUGAUGAGAAAGAACCCCUUCUUCCACGUUAGUUACUAUAGCGUACUUGAUGGAUGGUUUUAGAGAAGCAAGGUGUUAAGACGUGUCGUUGGCCCUGGCCAAACUCUUAGGUCUGCUGUUUGAUCCCCAUUAAAAUUGAUAAUGUCUUCCAUUUUUGAGAAAUAUCAAGUUUAUAUCUAAGCGAUUUGAACAACCUACUCUAUAUUCCUAAUUAAAUAUUCAAAAAUAUUAGUUUAGGCGUUUAAAAGUGACACCUUGUGGAUGUGGCUGAGUAUACCUAAUUCUACAGACGAGGUGGAACUCAUCUUACUCUGUUCAUCAUAAUAAAACUUUGUCUGUAUCGGUGCUUGAAACUUAAUAAUGUGUCUGAAAACAGAUCCAGCUUGGUACCUCCUAGUUGCGAAUCUUCUACUAUAUAUAUAUAUAUAUAUAUAUAUAUAUAUAAUUAUGUGCAUAGGUUCCAAGGCAUAUUUUGUACUAUAAACUAUGGCGUAAUGUUUUGCUAUUAUCCAUGGUUUACGUGGGAUGUGACACUGAUCCUAACCCUUCCCUUAAAAAUGAUCCACAGUUGGUUAUAGGAAAUUCAAAGUACGUGAUAAAUUAUAAAUCGUGAUGUGCUCUAGAGUAUCUAUUGAUCCCUGAAUU
Messenger RNA from Lycium ferocissimum, 1879 nucleotides. RefSeq names its product CMP-sialic acid transporter 3-like. The transcript has 15 exons. Gene Ontology annotation, biological process: pyrimidine nucleotide-sugar transmembrane transport. Gene Ontology annotation, cellular component: Golgi membrane. Bases 61 to 1266 code for a protein of 401 amino acids. Lineage: Eukaryota; Viridiplantae; Streptophyta; Magnoliopsida; Solanales; Solanaceae. Gene Ontology annotation, molecular function: pyrimidine nucleotide-sugar transmembrane transporter activity. The record is from RefSeq and is a predicted model, not a curated record.